Messenger RNA from Salvia miltiorrhiza (redroot sage), 1609 nucleotides. Its product is annotated as transcription factor bHLH35-like. Gene Ontology annotation, molecular function: sequence-specific DNA binding; DNA-binding transcription factor activity; protein dimerization activity. The coding region runs from base 192 to 980 and encodes 262 amino acids. The transcript is spliced from 5 exons. The record is from RefSeq and is a predicted model, not a curated record. Gene Ontology annotation, biological process: regulation of DNA-templated transcription. Gene Ontology annotation, cellular component: nucleus. NCBI's taxonomy places the organism in Eukaryota, Viridiplantae, Streptophyta, Magnoliopsida, Lamiales, Lamiaceae.
AACUUAACCACCAUUUCUAUGUCUUAUUAUUAUUCCAUUAUGCAUUUAUGCUAUAAAUACCCACACCAAUCAGAUUCCCAAACCCCAACCCAAGUUAAGCCCACUCAUCAAAACUCUGUUUCUUCUUUAAACUCAAAAAUACACUGCAUUCUCUCUAGCUCAAUAGAUCACACAAAAUUUAUCAUAGCAUCAUGGACAACAUGAUUGACGACGACAUCAAGUACUGGCAAAACAAUAUCUUCCCAACCGAAGAACUGGGCAGUUAUUUCGAAGAUAUGUCCGUUGGCGCGUACUAUGACUCGAGCUCGCCGGACGGAGCGCACGACCAGUCGGCGUCGUCGAGCGCCUCGAAGAACAUCGUCUCCGAGAGGAACAGGAGGAAGAAGCUGAACGAGAGGCUCUAUGCCCUAAGAGCAGUCGUCCCCAACAUCACAAAGAUGGACAAGGCCUCCAUUAUCAAAGACGCCAUCGAGUACAUCGAGUCCUUGAACAACGAGGAGACGCGGAUCCAAGCCGAGAUCCUCGAGCUGGAAUCGGGCGGGGCUCCGCUUUUCUACUCGGAUCAUCAGCCUGAAUCCACUGCGUUUUCGGCUUCGCAGCCGAUUAAGAGAAGUAGAAUGAUGGAGAGUUACUACGAUUCGUGCGUGUCUUCGUCUGCGCCCUCAUCUACCUCCUGCGCAAUGCUGCCAUCGUCUCCUAUUGAUCUUCUCGAGUUGAGGGUGUCGAGCAUGGGGGAGAAGACGUCGACGAUAGUGGUGAGCUUGACCUGCACUAAAGGAACAGACACAAUGGUGAAGUUGUGCGACAUUUUUGAAUCUUUGAAUCUCAGAAUCAUCACCGCCAGUAUUUCUACUUUCUCUGAGAGGCUUCUCAUGACUGUUUUCCUUGAGGGUGAUGACGGAGACAAAGAUGUUCUGAAUUUCAAGAUAAGGGCUGCCAUAGCAGCCCUCAAUGAUCCAUACAGCCCUAUUAGCAUAUAAACAAGCAUUUAAUUGUCUUAAAUAGAAAGGCAGAUUUGUUCUCUUUAAAUAAUAUAUUUAUAUCUGUGUGUAUUUAAGUGUGGUUGCAUUUCAAUUCAUAAUUGUAAUUUCCCAUUGUUAGUAUUUUUUUUUUGAGGUAGAACGAGAAACUAUAUUAAAUCACGAGAAGCAAUAUCUGUGAGCCAAGCAGGAAAGCUUGACUUCCAGAUCAUUACACCAGAAAAAGAAGCGGCAAUGUUCGUCAAACAAUGUGCCGCCCGGUUAGCUUCUCUCCGGGCAUGGCAAAAAUCAAGGACAAUGUGGUGUUUCGCAUGAGUGAACGCCUCAAAAAGGUCGUCGCAAAGAGAGUCAGUUCCUCCUCGAUCCUCAUGAACCACGUGCACAGCAAGAAGGGAGUCGGUGAAGACCAGCAGCGGACCAAGCUCAUUCUCCAAACAAAACCCAAUGCCAAGCAACAGACACUUCAUGCUUUUUUAGCAGUGGUCAAAGAGCCUGUAUGGUGUAACAUCGCAGGUUUAGCUAUUGUUUUUUCAAUAUCUUGUACUACAAUUAUUGUUAGGAGUGAGAAGAGAUCUAAACUAUAUAGAUCACAUAAUCGGACGAUCAAUAAAAUUAUCCGACUUUAAUCA